Hypoxylon fragiforme is the source of this 324-nucleotide messenger RNA. RefSeq lists its product as uncharacterized. The transcript has a single exon. The coding region runs from base 1 to 324 and encodes 107 amino acids. Lineage: Eukaryota; Fungi; Ascomycota; Sordariomycetes; Xylariales; Hypoxylaceae. The record is from RefSeq and is a predicted model, not a curated record.
AUGGUGGCUCUUUUGAGUGGGCGACUGUCAUCUUGGUUCAGCAAUAACUACCGUCAUAACGGAGAUCCAUGCCGCUCUCGGGUCAGAAAUGAACAGAAGAACAUUAAAGAUCACUGGAAGAAGCACCACACGCCGGAUUCCGCGUACCAGAGGGUCCGGAAACUAAGGUUGGGUGUGCAAAUGAUUGUUCUGAACGACCUGAACGACCUGAACGAGAUGAACGACCUGAACGAGACGAACGACCUGAACGAGAUGAAUGAUACAAAGAAGAUGAAUGAUGUGGCAGGAUAUCACGUGGAGCUUCAAUACAUGUGCUCGUGUUAA